Mycosarcoma maydis (corn smut) is the source of this 765-nucleotide messenger RNA. RefSeq lists its product as uncharacterized. NCBI's taxonomy places the organism in Eukaryota, Fungi, Basidiomycota, Ustilaginomycetes, Ustilaginales. Gene Ontology annotation, molecular function: hypoxanthine phosphoribosyltransferase activity. Gene Ontology annotation, biological process: XMP salvage; hypoxanthine metabolic process; GMP salvage. The transcript has a single exon. Gene Ontology annotation, cellular component: cytoplasm. Bases 1 to 765 code for a protein of 254 amino acids. The record is from RefSeq and is a predicted model, not a curated record.
AUGUCUCAAGAACAACUUCCAGACGACCACUUCCGCCCCACUUACGAGGAUAUCCAUGUCCAGAUCGGCGAAGCGGCGCGCAGGAUCAAGGCCGAGUUUGAUCCGGAUCUCAUGGUUGCCAUCGGCGGUGGUGGAUUCUAUCCGGCUCGUGUGCUGCGAACUUUCCUCAAGAAGCCUUCUGCGCUCGACCCCACGAAGCUCCGCAACAUUCCCAUCCAAGCUAUUGGCUUGAGUCUGUACGAAGAAGUCUCAGGAACUUCGGAAGGUCAGAUUGGCAACGAGGUAGUGCGCACCCAGUGGCUUGAUGCCAAGACGGUCAGCGGCCGUAAAGGUCCAGGCAAGAUUGAGGAGGGCAAGGAUGCCGGAGGACUGCUCGGAAAGAAUGUGCUUAUUGUCGAUGAGGUGGAUGAUUCGCGAACCACUCUUCAAUAUGCCUAUUCGGAACUCCUCAAGGAUGUCAAAAACGCCAUUGCCAAUCUCUCGGCUGAGGAGCGUCAGAAUCUCGCACCGACUCGAUUUGCCAUCUUUGUAGUGCACAACAAAGAAAAGGCCGGCGGCAAGCGUGGAACCCUGCCGAUCUUGCCCAAACAGCUCUCCAAGAACCAAGAUAAGAUAAUUGAUGGCCUCAGUGAAGGCGUACGAUACUAUUCUACGCAGGAUAUUGGCGACGUUUGGAUUUGCUACCCUUGGGAGGAAGAAGAUAUCAUUGAGCACAAUCGCCUGGCCGCUUUGGCCAAAAAGCUCGGCGUCAACCAGCCCAACUAA